Molecule: messenger RNA, 2139 nt
Organism: Elaeis guineensis (African oil palm)
Lineage: Eukaryota; Viridiplantae; Streptophyta; Magnoliopsida; Arecales; Arecaceae
Product: PHD finger protein MALE MEIOCYTE DEATH 1
Source: RefSeq, a predicted model, not a curated record
GGAAGCAGCGGAGGAGGGCGGCGGCGGAUCAGCGAUGCCGCCGGCCGUGGUCUCUGAUCCGACGGCGAAGAGGAAGGUGAGGGCCAAGAUCUACGGGCUCCGGACGUUCCUGGACCCGGGGUGCCCCACCGACUUCUACGGCGCGUUCCGGGACAACGUCCGGCGGUUCCUCCAGGAGUGCGGCGACGUCGAGAAGCGGGACACCGCCGGGAUGCCAACGUGGUGCACCCUCCUCGUCGACGAGAGGUCCGGAGCGGUGGCGCCCCUCUACACCAUCGAGGAGAGCGUUCGCUACUCCCGCAACCCCUUCUGCGACUACUGCCGCUGCACCGGGUGGAGCCAUCAUUUUGUAUCGAAGCGGCGAUAUCACGUGAUAAUCCCGGCGGACGACGACUGGGACAAGCACCUGAGUCCCAAUGCCUUCCACAUCCACACCCACCUCCUCCACGGCCUUCUGCACUGCAACGGCUUCGGCCACCUCGUCUGCAUCAACGGCCGCGAGGGCGGCUCCAAGUUCAUCCCCGGCCGCGACCUCAUGGACCUCUUCGAUCGCCUCUGCACCGCCCUCCGCGCCCGGGCAGUGACGGUGGAGGAUGUGGCGCACAAGAGAUCGAUGGAUCUCCGCCUCCUCCUGGGCGUGGCCCACGGCGCCCCCUGGUUCUCCCGCUGGGGCUAUCGCUUCUGUAUGGGGAGCUUCGGCAUCACCGAGGAAGUCUACCAGCACGCCCUCCACCUCCUCUCCACCCUCCGCCUCGAUACCCUCAUCGCCGACCUCGCCAAGGCCGGUCGCGACAGGGAACUACGCCGUGUCACCAACAUAUACCGUAAGCUCCGCCAGCCCGACCGCGACCCGCCCAUCCUCACCGUCCGCGACCUCCUCCGCUUCCUUCUUGGAAUGAAGCACCGGACCCCACCUCCAACUCUGCCACCACCGCAGCAGCAGCAGCAGGAAGGGAAGGCAACGUCGAUGGCUGCGGCGAUGGUGGAGAAGCGGAAGCCGUGCCGGGACUUCGCCCAGGUGGCGGUACAGCUGGCGAGCCGGUGGUCGGCGAAGAGGCUCCGGACGGCCGCCCAGGUAAUCGUGGACGCGCUCCGGGAGCACGGUGUGAUGACCCGGCAGGAGGUCCGCGACGCCGCGCGGCUCACCAUCGGCGACACCGGCCUUCUCGACUUCGUCCUCAAGUCCCUCGGCGACUGCUUCAUGGACGGCCAGGUGGUGCGCCGCGUGUCCAACCCCAAGACCCGCGUGCUUGAGUUCAGCCUCGAGGAACCCACCCACGGCGACAAUCUGGCUGCGGUGGUGGCGGAGGAGGCGAGGUCUGACGAGGUGUGGGCGUGGCCCAGUCCCAAGCACGUGGAGGAAGACAUGCAGGGGGUCUACCGGAGCGUGGUUGCUGGGCGGGCGGAGGUGGCGGGGUCCGUGCUGGAUUGCAAGCGCUGGGUGAAGGCAUGGGGCCUGGGGGACGACGCGGACGACCGGCUGCGGUUCCUCGCGAUGUGGCUGCCGCGGGAGGAGGAGAUGGGGGCGCUGACGCGGCCACUGCCACCGCCGGAGGUGGUGGUGGUGGAGGCGCAUGCCUCGGUGGGGGAGCUGCGGGUGGAGGCUGAGCGGGCGCUGCGGGACAGCUACUACGUGCUGGAGGGGUUCCGGGCGGCGGCGGUGGAGGGGAUCGAGGGGCAGGAACGGGACCCGGUGCUACUGGGCGGCGUGGAGUCUGGGUCGGUGGUGUGGAUACGCGGUGAGGGGGCGGACAUGGGGUGCAAGCUGCGGUACGAGGGCGGGCCCGACACGUGGGCGGUGGGGUGCUCGUGCGGGGCGCGGGACGACGACGGGGAGCGGAUGGUGGCCUGCGACGUAUGCGACGUAUGGCACCACACCCGCUGCAUUGGUAUCGCCGACGGGGAGCCGGUGCCGCCGAUCUUCCUCUGCGCGAGGUGCGGGAGCUCACUUCUGAUCGCCGCCGAGGGCGGGCCGAAGGCGUGAUGAGAUGGCGUGCAAGAGAGGGGCGUUUAUUGGCUGCAGCGGUAUGUUGAGGUCUUUUUUUUUGUUUUUUUUUUCUCCCGACUUUUGACUGUGAGAAAACUGCAGAUUCUUUUCAUUUCAUUGUAAUAAUUUUCCCUACUAGUUCUGAUUCUUUU